Equus quagga is the source of this 4902-nucleotide messenger RNA. RefSeq names its product NTPase KAP family P-loop domain containing 1 (gene NKPD1). Lineage: Eukaryota; Metazoa; Chordata; Mammalia; Perissodactyla; Equidae. The record is from RefSeq and is a predicted model, not a curated record. The coding region runs from base 436 to 2898 and encodes 820 amino acids. The transcript is spliced from 6 exons.
CAAGGAAGGACGGGGCUACUGCAGGAAAAGCGUGGCCACUGUGCGUGACUCCUGGGAAGCAUUCAUUGUGUGUGUGUCGUCGUCGUGACACGUGAAGCAUCUAGAGCACCCUGGCAAGUGGGUCACUCAGCCCGGCAGGUGCCACCGCUGUCGCUGCCCAGUGCCAGCCUAUGCUCAGCAGACUCCUGACAACUCUGAGAGGCGGGCCUCGACACCGGCCUGCUCAGCAAUGAGGAAGCUGAGGCUCAGACAGGUGAAGUCACUUGCCCAAGGUCACACAGCUGGGCCCUGGAGGAGCUGGCAUCUGAACCAGCUCGACUCCCAGCUCCGGGGCCUCAGCAGUCGGGCCUGCGCUGACAGCGGAGGGCAGGUACAGCAGCUCAGCCGGCAGGGAGCUGGGGCCGCGAGGCUGCCAUCAGCAGGCCCCCCACCACCAUGCACAAGCAUUACACGGUCCACUUUGCCAAGGGUGCCCUGCCCCCCGGGACCCCCACCGAGUGCUACUUCUUGGACCCGGAGUUGGGGCACCAAAAAGGAUGCUGUCACCAGAGGUGCUGUGACCCAGCGGCCCCUGGAGCCCACAGGCCCUGCCGGCCACCCCCCAAGGUGCGCUGGCAGCUGGCCUACCACAGCCAGGAGGGCUGUGUCAGGGGCCCCCUGCCCCCCAUCCUGCAGCAGCAGCAGUGGCAGCCCCAGCCCCCACCUCCCAGCCCCCUGCGGCAGCGGCUCUGCCCGGUUCACGGGGCCCAGAAGGGGCCGCCUGCAACCGCCACUGCCCCCAUGGGACCGGCCAGCGCCCCCCAGCUGCCCCCCGCGCCCACCACCUCAGCCACUGCGGCACCCGCCACGGCCAGCAGCAGCCCCGGCCUGCACUCUACCGCCGGCGCCCUCCUGCAGCCCAGCCGGCCCUCUGCCGCCCGGCCCCUGCCUGCCCCACCAGCCUUCGGCCUCUUCACCUCCUACAGCUCCGAUAUCCUGACAGAGGAUGACGUCUACUGCAGCUGCCUGGCCAAGACCCUCUGCCACGUGCCCGUCCCCGUGACGGUGGGUUUCUACGCCUCCUUUGGCUGCCGCCUGCACAUGAUGCUGGACAAGAUCACUGCGCUGAUGCAGCAGGAGGCGGAGCAGCGCGAGGCCGAGGAGCUGCGGCGCGUGCAGUGGCGGCCGCGGUCGGUGCGCGGCUGGGGCUUCCCGCAGCUGCUGUGGUACCUGGUGUUCCUGCGGCCUGUCAUCACCGAGGUGCACCUGCGGCGCAAGAACGUGAAGUUCCUGUUCAUCCGCUUCAGCGCCUGGCAGUACGCGGGCACCGACAAGCUGUGGGCCGGCCUGGUGACCACGCUGUGCGAGGGCAUCCGCCACCACUACGGCGCGCUGCCCUUCAGCGUGUACUCGGUGCUGGGCAACAAGCCGGGCACGUCGCCGGGCCUCUGCCAGCGCGAGUGGCACUGCCGGCUCCGCGUGUGCCUGGCGCUGCUGGCGCUGCUGGCCGCGCUGUGCCUGGGGGUGGGCCUGCUCUACCUGUCGGUGGGCGCCCGCGCGCCGGGCCACGGCGGCGCCAGCCUGCUGCGCGUGUUCGGCGGCGCGGCCACCACGCUGUCGGGCUCGGGGCUGCUCAUGGCCGUGUACUCGGUGGGCAAGCACCUGUUCGUGAGCCAGCGCAAGAAGAUCGAGCGGCUGGUGUCGCGGGAGAAGUUCGGCAGCCAGCUGGGCUUCAUGUGCGAGGUGAAGAAGGAGGUGGAGCUGCUCACCGACUUCCUGUGCUUCCUGGAGAUCUACCAGCGGCGCCGGCUGCGCGUCGUGCUCGAGGUCACCGGGCUGGACACGUGCUACCCUGAGCGCGUGGUGGGCGUGCUCAACGCCAUGAACACGCUGCUGUCCGACAGCCACGCGCCCUUCAUCUUCAUCCUGGUGGUGGACCCCAGCAUCCUGGCCGCGUGCCUGGAGAGCGCCGGCUCCAUGAAGGGCACGGCCGACAACGGCUACCUCUUCCUCAACCGCACCGUCACGCUGCCCUUCUCCGUGCCCAUCAUGGGCCGCCGCACCAAGCUGCGGUUCCUGCACGACGCCGUGCAGAGCCGCGACGACCUGCUCUACCGCGAGCUGACGCGCAAGCUGCGGCCGCCGUGCGGGGGCGCGGGCGGCGAGGGCGAGGAGCUCCUGGAGGGGGAGACGCAGGCGGGGGGCGAGCGCGCGCAGGGCCGCAUCGACGCCGAGGCGGCGCGCCGCAUCCAGGAGGCGCUCUUCUGCCUGCACGACGAGCGCGACUGCCUCUACGAGUACGUGCCCGACAACGUGGUGUCCAUGCGGCGCAUCGUCAACACCGUGCCCAUCACCGUGCGCCUGCUGCAGCAGCAGCAGGGCAGCUUCGGGGGUCCCACGCCGCGCCAGGCCGUGGCGUGGGUCGUGCUGGCCAACCAGUGGCCGUGCCGCCUCAGCUGGGCGCUGCAGUGCCUGGAGGACCGGCAGCAGGCCGGGGGCGCGCCGGAGGCCAGCGCGCGCCUCUGGGACGUGUUCUGCGACAACAGCUGCGAGCUGCACACUAUGACCAAGGCGUUGCAGAACGUGCUCGACCUGGACGGCGACCCCGAACUUUUCGAGCGCUUCCUGGGCGCCGACUUCCCCUUCACGGUGGGGGAGGCGCAGAGCCUGCUGCGCUGCACCGUCAACCUGGACCACUCCAUCCGCCGCCGCAUGGGCCUCAUCCGGGCUGUCAGCGCGCUCAAGCCGCCUGAGCCGCCCAAGUCCCAUGCUGGCGACGACCCCCACGCCACCACUGGAGCCAACUCCCCUCGGGCGGCUGUAUCAGGCCACACUGCAGGGCACGCCCCUGCACAAGGCAACGAAGCCCGCCAUCCCCGGGACCGGGCACACGGGGGCAAGCCAAGGACCAUGGCCUGAGCGCCCCUCCCUCAGGGGGAAUCCAACCCAGGUGGGCCUUGAAUGGAGGACUUGGGGGCCAGCAGGAGGCCACAGCUCUGUUCCCCCAGAUGAGGGUAGAUGGGGCCCAAGGUCCACAGACUGCAACCUGUUGUGGCCACAUUCCCCAGGUGAACCUGUGAGCUGGAGAAAGCUGCUGGCAGCAGCCACCAGGAGCACGGCAGCGUGUCAGUACCCGGUCUAAAAACCACACAGAAGGCCCAGUGAGGAACUCAGGAUUCAAGUGCAAUAAAUCAAGGUGUGAAAGCCCCCAGUGGUCUUCGUGCCGCGGUCUCCCCGGCUCAGCGAGCGCUGGGAACCAGGCUGCCCCGUCCUGCCAAGCCCGCUUCAGCCCCAGGGAGUUGCUCAGCCUCAGCUGGCAUCCUUGGUGGCAGGAGGGGCUGUGGGGGCGGCGGGCGAGGCCACCAGGCAGGGGAGAUGAAGAACGGAUGUGCAGUUGACUCAGGCAAUGGAGAGCACCCAGGCCUCGGGGGAUUGGGUCCUUGUCCCCAUGCCCUAGCCUGUCCCUCUGUGGGCAGGGCAGGAGCUGGCAUUUCCGAGGGUGGUGUCCCCAGUGACCUCAGCGGGCCGUUCCACUCUCGGGGUGGCUCCACCCCCCCAUAAUGGGUUAAUUAGGCCUCAAUGGCACCUUAGCCAGCGGGGCGGGCAGACAAGUCACUAUCCAGGGGUGCCUGCCUUACGAGUCACUCCAGGGCCACUUAAGGGCCACCUGAUGAACCCUUUGACAAAGACAGGGAAGUUGAGGCGCAGAGAGGGGGCAUGUGUAGGCCAUACAGAGUCGGAGCUAGAGCCAGGCCGAGCUGUGGCUUUCCCCAGGGCUGGACUCUGCCGGCCCAGCUCCCCACCUUCCUCUUCCACCAGUGGGACAGAGACCUAGGAUGCGUGUGUCACUCCUCCAGGCAGCUUCCCGCUCCUCAUUGGUCAAAGAGCCACACACUCAGGGCUGUGGCAGGCCCAGUCUUGUGGGGGAGCGAGGACCCACACUUAACCUACCCUGUGUGCCCCAAGGUUGAGGGCGUGACCUCUGAGCCAAGGCCCUGAGGGCUGAGGGGACAACCCAGAGGGAGCCAAGAGCGCUGCGAAGGCACCCACCCUCAGGCUAUGCGACCUGGUGGGGGACUGACCUCCUGUGCCUUGGCUCCAAGGCUGGGCGCGGCACCCCAACACCCCCGGCCAGCGGCUGCUUCACAGGCUGCAGGGCAGAGCGCACCUGUGAUGGACAGGAGCUGUCAGGACAGAGGCUGUUCUCCAACCCCGGCGUGGCUAAGCUGGGGGGAUGAACCUGGACCUGCUGGGAGAUGCUUUCCAACAGCAGGGAGAGCCUGCACAAGCAGCCGCCGCGGAGAGCCCCUUGGGGCCUCGGGACACUGUUAGGUCCGUGUCUCUGGAGACGUGCUCAUGGAGCCAACGUCCCUUCUCUCGGGCCUCCCUUAAGCCAGUCUGCCUCGGGCUUCUGUUUUUACCACCUGAGGUCCAGGCUGAAAACAAACGGGGCCCAGGAGUGGGUGCUGCCAGACAAGACGAACCCGUGGCCUUGGCCGGAGGUCAGGAGAGGACUGAGGAGCCCCAGCCCCAGGGAGGAGCUGUGGUCCCUGUAUCAAGGUGCCGGGCAGUGGCCAACUGUUGCCUGUUUCUCUUAGCCUCUGACCACGUGCCUGCCAAAGAUAGUGAUUUUGGAGACCAUUAAAAUACAAAACAAAACCCAAACAGGAAGAGUGGCUGGGUGAGGCCCCCAGCACUCGCGGCCCCUCCAUAGUGGGAGGCUUUUCUGGAAGCUGAGAGGCCUGGGGCUGGUUCUCACUGACAGAAGGGAGUGGAAGUGCUGUGCGUCCCUCCCGACCGUGGCAACGAGUUACGCAGCAGGCCUGCCCUCUGCACGCUCCCAUCUGCCCGCUGGAGGCAGGGACGCCUGGAACCCAGGGGGCAGCAGAGCCGUAGGGGGGAGAUCAGCUGCCAGACCCUGAA